AUAUUGUUCCUCUGCUGGUCAUUUGGUCUGUUGUCAGCUGAGAACGACUGGUGCCUUUGUCCUUUAGCUCCCCUCUGAGCUCAACGUUGGUCUAUCUCAACUUGGAUAAUCUGAUUUUAUUGGAGACUGAAGCCAUUAUCUAACCAUGGCCACCAAAUCGCUGCAGCCUUAUCAAGGUAGCUUCGACACAUUUCAUGGUAUGAGAGGGGCAUCGAGCGAGACAGAGAAGAAGAUUGUAAGUCAAAAAUCCAGGGCUGAAAGAAUCAGACACUCUUCAAAAGGAGAGAAGGACGCUGGCAGAAGUGUAUUGUUUGGAGACGAGAUGAAAAGGCUGGAUAUAGAUUACUAUAAGGCUAAAAAGAUCUUGCAGAAGAAGUUUGACCGCAAGCCUCUACGUGACAAGGCAGAGAAAUGGGCAGCAGAGGAGAGGCGCUGUGCCGAGCAGAUUGAAGCCUCUUCCCCCGAGUUUGUCAUUAGAUUGAGAUCCCACACGGUCUGGGAGAGGAUGAAUGUUAAGCUUUCCUGUAUUGUCCAGGGGGUACCUUCCCCUCAGGUUAAAUGGUAUAAGGAUGGAUACCUAAUAGAACCAACAGCUGUUCCUGGCAAAUACACAAUUGAGAACAAGAUUGGUUUGCAGACACUUGAGAUUAGCAGAUGCAGCCCGGAUGAUUCAGGUGAAUACUGUACGAUCGCUACCAAUACUCAUGGAGAGGCAUCAUGCUAUGGGACAGUUCUAGUGAACAAAUAUAGAGACACUUAUUCAGGAUAUGAAACUGUCAGCAUAGAGGCGAGUCCCGUUGAGUUGGACGUUGACAUUGUCGAUGGCUUUGAAGUUUCUUUUGCUCAAGAAGAUGGCUCUCUUGUCCUAGUCUGCACCUUUUCCUCGCCCUUACCAAAGCACCAACAAGACAUCUCCUGGUUUCGGGAUGGUGAUUUACUGGUGGAGACUGAUUGCCUUGGGAUCGAGUGCACGGAUUACUAUGCCAAAGUGACUCUCAGCGAUAUCCACAAGGAGGAUGAAGGCUUGUACACCAUUCGCCUUCCAACACUGGAUGGUCACAAGGAACAUAGUGCAUACGUGUUUGUGAGAGAUGGCCCAGCAGCAGUAACUGGAGCCCCUGGUUCACCCCUGGAUGUCCAGGGACUUAACGUUAACCAAGAUUAUGUCUUUGUUACCUGGAAACCACCAAGUGCUGAUGGAGGGAGCCCAGUCCUUGGCUAUUUCGUUGAAAGGUGCGAGGAAGGAAGCGAGAGCUGGAUCCAAUGCAACGAUGUCCCCGAAAAGCUGUGUAAGCUUCCCGUCCUGGGGCUGUGUGAAAACACGAGCUAUCAGUUCCGAGUUCUGGCAGUCAACAGCGCUGGAGUCAGCAGGCCAUCCAAAGUCUCCGAACCAGUGACGACAACAGACCCCACGAUAGGAGACAGGAUAAUGACUAUCCAGCUGGACCGAGGCAAAAUAGUCAUCUCGAAAGAUGAGCUUGAAGGAGAGGUUUGCAUUCCGCUGCCUCCAACCAACGUCCACAUUACCGAAGUGGGUCAGACGUACAUCGCUCUCUGCUGGAACGAGCCCUGUCCCCGAGGCAGGGAACCCCUGAAAUACUACGUGGAGAAGUCAGUUGCUGGCAGUGGCAGCUGGCAAAGAGUCAACCUGGAGGUUCCUGUGAGCUGCCCGCGAUUUGCUGUCUUUGACCUGGAUAGAGGGAAGCAGUAUUGCUUCAGAGUCCGAGCCGUCAAUAAGUAUGGGAUCAGCGAGCCGUCAGAGCCUUCUAGAGCUGUUUCACACACAGAAAUACUCGCCGCCCCCUCUCCACCCUAUGCCAUCAUCCCCACUAGAAACACAAAGACAUCUGUGCUGGUGCAGUGGCAAGCUGAAGAUACAGAGGAGCCCAUAGGCUUCUACGUCUACGUUUGUGAGAUUGGAACGAACAACUGGGAAAUCUGUAAUAACAAGCCCGUCACUUCCAAAAGGUUGGUUGUGCAUGACCUUAAACCUGGGAAGAAAUAUGUGUUCCGUGUGAAAUCUGCCAAUCCUGCAGGACUCAGUGAUUAUUCCAACGAGUCCACACCCAUCGAAGUGAACAGCCCCAUCUAUCUUCCAUCAGCUCCUUAUGGUUUGGUCCAACUGACCUGUGGGAAGAAUGAGAUGGUUAUUGGCUGGAAGGAGCCCAAAUUCCUUGGUGGAAGGGAGAUCUUGGGAUAUUUUCUAGAUUGCCAUGAUCUCGAAGAUCCUGACUGGCAUGAAGUUAACAUUAAUCCUAUAACAACAAGGAUUUACAAGUUGCAAAAGUUGACUGAAGGCCAUUUCUACGAGUUCCGUGCCUUUGCCAUGAACUGGGCUGGUGUGGGAGCCUUUUCAGAAACCAGCGAUCAAUUUAAAUGUGAGGAAUGGACCAUGGCACAACCUGGGCCUCCGUUUGACGUGACCUUCACUGAAGUCCGCCGGAGCUCGCUGGUGGUUCUGUGGCAGCCACCACUUUACACCGGGCAGAGCCCUGUAACCGGCUAUUUUGUUGACGUCUGCGAAAUUGGAUCAGACGAAUGGAUGACUUUGAACGAGGAGCCUACACUUAACACGCACUUCAAGGUUUCCGAUUUGAAAGGCGGCAGAAGCUAUAUGUUCCGUGUGUUUGCAAUAAACUCCGCUGGAGCGGGUCAGCCAUCACUGCCCUCGGAUCCCGUUAUCGCCGAAACCAGACGAGGCACCACAGACGUAGAGGCUGGGGUGGAUGAUGAAGGUAAUAUUUUUCUGGCUUUCCAGUGCCCAGAGUUUUCCGAUGGCUCAAGGUUUAUCUGGUCUAAAUCCUACCAGGAGAUCACCAGCCCCGAGAGAGCCCAGAUGGAAACAAAAGGAAACACAUCAAAACUUAUCUUUACCGACCCCUCAGAAGAUGAUCUGGGCACUUACUCGGUGGAGGCGACAAACACUGGUGGAGCAUCUUCAAGCUACGCGUUAACACAAGAAGAGCUGCAGAGACUGAAGGACCUGAGCUAUGAGAUAAGAAAUCCCACAAUUGCUUUGAAGUCAGACUGGGCUGUGGAGUUCCUGGAAAAGGGUACAGUCCGACUCUGGCUACAAACCCAGAAUCUAUCUCCUGCUGCUCAGCUACGAUUCAUCUUUAAUGAGAAGCAAGUCUCGAGCACGCCGACUCACAAGAUCAAUUUUGACAAAGCCAGUGGCCUUAUUGAAAUGAUCAUCCAAAACUUUGCUGAAGAGGAUCAAGGCUCCUAUACUGCCCAGCUCCAGGACGGAAGAGCAAAGGGGCAGUUUACACUCGUGCUGAUAGAUGAAAAGUUUCGAGCCAUUCUAACGCAAUGCGAUUCACAAAGGAGAGAUUGGAAGAGAAAACAAGGACCUUACUUUGAGAAGUUACUGCACUGGGAAGUCACAGACAAGUGUGAUUUACUUCUCAGCUGUCAGGUCACAAAUACAAAGAAAGAAACCAUUCUUAAAUGGUACAAAAAUGGGCAUGAGAUUACAGAUAUCAUCUAUAAUCCCCAGACUGGGAUCAGCACCCUACAGAUAUCACAGGUUACUAAGGAAAACGCAGGAGUCUUUAAAACAGUGGUAGCCGAUGACAGAGGAGAAGAUUCCAGCGUGCUUGAGCUACUUAAUAAAGCAUUUGAUGACGUUUUGAAUGAAAUCUGCCGAAUUAGUGGUGUUUCCGCUUCUGAAUUAAAGCUGCAAUGUACGGUAGAGGGAAUCAAGCUCUAUUGCUUUAUGAAAUACCAAAUGGACUAUAUGAAGAAAACCUGGUAUCUCAAAGAAAAAGUUCUGGAACCUGGAGAAAGGAUAAAACCCGGAGAUAAUAUCGACCAAGUCUGGGUGCAGAUUUUGAACCCAAUUGAGUCAGACAGGGGCAAAUACACCCUGGAAAUGUUUGAUGGCAAACAGACACAUAAGCGAACCCUCAAUUUAUCUGAAAAAGCGUUUGAUGAUGCGUUAACCGAAUGCCAAAGACUGAAGCAAGCGGCAUUUGCAGACAAAAACAAAGCCAGGGUAGUUGAGGGUCUACCAGAUGUGGUUGCCAUUAUGGAAGACAAGACUCUUACUAUGACUUGCCUUAUAUCUGGAGAUCCCGUCCCAGAGGUGUUCUGGAUGAAAAAUGACAGAGAAAUCGUCACUGGGGAGCGCUAUCAGAUAACGCUUCAGAAGAUGACAGUUACUCUAACCAUCCAAACCGUCACAUGCAAAGACUCGGGGAGAUACAGCUUGUUUGUCAGGAACAAACAUGGGUCUGACACAGCUAACGUUACUCUGAGUGUGUAUAAACACGAUGAAAAGCCAAAGGAAGGAAUACCAGCCGAGACAGAUUAUUGAAAAGCGCUCUGGAUUGCAACACUAUUGCACCAAGGUUUUGAGACGUCUCAACGACGUGAUAAGGCGCUAUAUCAAAUGCAAAGAUUAUUAUGGAUAAAACGUUCAUCCUUUCAUUGGCACAAAACCAUAUCAUUUAGUUUUUUUUGUCAGACUACUUGAGGUGAAAACAAUACAGUGAUUAAAAAAAUUUAGGACUAUACUGGAAUUAAUAAGCGUCUUUGAUCACGUCGCCCUUUUUUGAGUGGAUCUGCUUUAGGGAUAACUUUAGUUCCGGGAUUCUUUGGGUUUUGAUAGAAAUUAGCUGUGUUUGCCUGAGACUGAAGGGAAACUUCGACCUGUGAGGGGAAAGUAUAAAUGAUAAAUAAUCAAACCAGCAAUAGGUACUUAUACUUUUUCGGGGGGAAAUAAAUUAUUCUCUAAAUAUUGCAAGUUGCAGGACUCCUUAUUUUGGGGCCAUUGAAGUGAGCAUUAAUAGGUUGAACUACGGGAUUCCUUUGAACAACAUUGCCUCCUGUUAGUGAUAUCAGUGCAAUCAGAUAGUAGGUAUCUUUCUUUUACUCCCACUAAGUCAUUACAGCAAUAGGUUUUAGUACCUGUGAUCCUUCCCUAAUGUUUUCCAUGCAGAACAACUCCACUGGUAUCAUGGAGUGGAUGAGCCCUAACAGAGGGGAUUACAGUCAGACUCCUUUUUAUGAAAAUAAAACCAGAAGUCGCUGGGAACACUCAGCAGGUCAGGCAGC
Callorhinchus milii (elephant shark) is the source of this 5058-nucleotide messenger RNA. It is a transcript of the gene myom3, whose product is annotated as myomesin 3. The record is from RefSeq and is a predicted model, not a curated record. Bases 146 to 4318 code for a protein of 1390 amino acids. Lineage: Eukaryota; Metazoa; Chordata; Chondrichthyes; Chimaeriformes; Callorhinchidae. The transcript is spliced from 36 exons. Gene Ontology annotation, molecular function: protein binding.